Molecule: messenger RNA, 3168 nt
Organism: Arabis nemorensis
Lineage: Eukaryota; Viridiplantae; Streptophyta; Magnoliopsida; Brassicales; Brassicaceae
Source: the annotation of a GenBank genome assembly
AUGGCUUCUUCUUCGACUCGGACUCAGAUUAUGAAAUAUCAUGUCUUCCCGAGCUUCCAUGGCCCGGAUGUCCGCAGAAAAUUUCUAAGUCAUUUAUAUUAUCACUUUGCAAGCAAGGGAAUCACGACAUUUAAAGACCAGGAGAUCAAAAGAGGCCGUACAAUCGGACCUGAACUUAAACAAGCAAUAAGAGAAUCAAGGAUCUCGAUCGUGGUGCUUUCAAAGAAUUACGCUUCUUCAAGCUGGUGUUUAGAUGAAUUGGUUGAAAUCUUGAAAUGCAAAGAAGCUUGGGGGCAGAUAGUGAUGACUAUUUUUUACGAUGUUGACCCGUCUAAUGUACGGAAACAGAUUGGUGAUUUUGGAAGGGCUUUCGAGAAAACUUGUGAAAGGAAGACAGAGGAGGAGAAGCUGAGAUGGAGCAAAGCUUUGACUGAUGUCGCUAACAUAGCAGGAGAGCAUUCUUUAAAUUGGGAUGAGGAAGCUGCUAUGGUCGAAAGGAUUGCCAGAGUUGUUUCCAACAGACUGAAUGGUACAACGUCAAGAGAUUUUGAAGACAUGGUUGGACUGCAAGCUCACGUGACAAAGGUGAACACUUUGUUAUGCCUAGAAUAUGAUGAAGUGAAGAUGAUUGGAAUCUGGGGUCCUGCGGGAAUUGGUAAGACUACCAUUGCUAGAGCUUUAUUCAACCAACUGUCUACUGAUUUUCAAUUUAAAUGCUUUAUGGGGAACCUCAAGGGUAAUUAUAAAAGCAUUGGUGUUGAUGACUAUGACUCGAAGUUUUACUUACAAAACCAACUUCUUUCUAAGAUUUUGAACCAAAAUGAUGUGAGGAUACAUCAUUUAGGGGCAGUAAAAGAAUGGCUACAAGAUAAAAGAGUGCUUAUAGUUAUUGAUGAUGUGGAUGAUCUAGAGCAACUUGAGGCAUUGGCUAAAGAACCUUCUUGGUUUGGUUCUGGAAGUCGGGUUAUCGUAACCUCAAAAGAUAAAAAGAUUAUGAAGGCACCUUGGGCCAGCAUCUAUUACCAUGUGGAUUAUCCAUCCGGAAAAGAAGCUCUUGAGAUCUUAUGCAUGUCUGCUUUCAAGCAACGUUCUCCAUGGAAAGGUUUUGAAGAGGUUGCAGUGAAGGUAGCAAAACUUUGCGGUAAUCUUCCGUUAUGCCUUUCUGUUGUGGGUUCAUCUUUGCGUGGCGAGAGCAAGCAUGAAUGGAAACUACAGUUAAAUAGGCUCGGAACUAAUCUUGAUAGAAAAAUUGAGGAUGUAUUAAAAGUGGCAUAUGAAAAAUUGUCAAAGAAAGAACAAGUUCUUUUUCUUCACAUUGCAUGCUUCUUCAACACUGCACACAUUAAUAAGGUGACAACCUUGCUUGCUGACAGUAACUUGGACGUCAGAAAUGGGUUGAAGAUCCUAGCCGAUAAAUAUCUUGUGCACAUCACCGUUGGAUGUAUGGUAAUGCAUCCUUUAGUCCAACAAUUGGGAAGACACAUAGUUCUUGAACAGUCUGAUGAGCCCGAAAAACGUCAGUUUCUAAUUGAGGCCAAAGAGAUUUGUGAUGUGCUGGCAAAUGAAACAGGCACUGGAUCUGUCAUAGGUAUAUCAUUUGAUAUGUCCAAGAUCAAUGAGUUCUCUAUAAGCGGGCGAGCCUUUGAAGGAAUGCGUAAUCUACGAUUCUUAAGAAUCUAUCGGAAACCUUUUAGUAAAGAGGUUACAUUACGGAUACAGGAAGACAUGAAGUAUCUACCUCGUCUAAGGUUACUACUUUGGGAAUCAUUCCCGAGAAAACGUCUUCCUUCAACAUUUCGGCUAGAAUGUCUCAUCGCGCUCAUAAUGCCAAACAGCAAACUCGAGAAGCUCUGGAGAGGAAUCGAGCCCCUUGCAAGUCUCAGGAAGGUAGAUUUGAGUUUUUCCGAUAAGUUGAAAGAGAUCCCUAAUCUUUCGAAUGCUACUAAUCUCGAGAUAUUGACACUUCAAUACUGCACAAGUUUGGUGGAGCUUCCCUCCUCCAUUUCGAAUCUACACAAACUGAAAACGUUGAUGAUGUUGGGGUGUAAAAGGCUAAAAGUCGUUCCAACGAACAUCAACUUAGCAUCUCUUGAGAAAGUCAACAUGUAUCAGUGCUCACAGUUGAGAAUGUUUCCAGAUAUAUCAAGAAACAUCAAAUAUCUUUAUUUAGGAAACACAAAGAUAAAAGAAGUUCCUCCAUCAAUUGUUGAAAAUUGGCUUCAUCUUGAGGAGUUUUUCAUGGACGGCAGAAGACUGAAGAAAUUAACAUCUGUCCCACCAAACGUUACUCUCCUAGACCUAAGCUAUACUGAAAUAGAGAGGAUUCCAGAUUGCGUCAUAGAGCUCUCUGGGUUACGAACUCUUAGAGUCCAAUACUGCAGAAAACUUGUGUCGCUGCCGGAUCUUUCCCGUUCGCUUGAGUACCUAUAUGCAAACAAUUGUGGAUCACUUGAGAGAGUAUGUUCUUUCCAUGAUCCAGUCAAGCUACUUAUGUUCCACAACUGUUUGAAACUGGAUGAAGAAGCAAGAAGAGAGAUCAUACAACAAAGGGUUGAACGGUUUGUAUUGUUACCGGGUAAAAAAGUCCCUGCAGAGUUCACUCACAAAGCUGAAAAGAACUCCAUAACCAUCCCUCUUCCUGCGGUUGGUGAGGAGACUUUCUCUAUGUCCUUAAGAUAUAAGGCUUGCCUUGUGCUUUCACCAGUCGAAGAAGGCAACCCAAAUUUUGAAAUAACUUGUCGUCUUAUAAGCAGAGGACUUAUAACCAGAGGAGGUGUUCUUGUUAACAAAUUCCGUCAUCGGGUGGUGAUUCAUAGUCAGGCGAAGAUUCAAACUGAACAUCUGUUUAUCUAUUAUGAUGACCUGUUUCAAGAAAAUACAUGCCUAGAUGUGAUUGCGAGCAAGAUUCUGCUUGAAUUCAGCUGCGGGGGUAACUACAAUAUUGUUGAGUGUGGUGUACAGAUCUUGAUGAAGGAAGCUGAGAGUAGAUGCAGCAGCAAAGUUGAUUACUUUGAAACUAUAGGUAACAGCAACCACAGCACAGCUCGAGAAGGAGACUAUGGAGCAGAAGCUGUUAAGUUCUCUCAAGAUGAAAACAACAAAAGUCGUUGGGGUUGGCUUAGGAAGUUUGGUUUGUGGAAGAAGAAGAGGACCGAAGUUGCAUUAUGA